This is a messenger RNA of Klebsormidium nitens, 2480 nucleotides long. The record is from the annotation of a GenBank genome assembly. NCBI's taxonomy places the organism in Eukaryota, Viridiplantae, Streptophyta, Klebsormidiophyceae, Klebsormidiales, Klebsormidiaceae.
AGGAAAUCUCGCAUUCCGCAAAGACAAAAUUUUGCAGUUGGUAGCAAGACCACCUUCCAAAAGUGUUCGCGUCAUAAUCACUUUCCUUGACCAAUUUGCAGGUGUUUGAGCGCCUACUUUAUAAUUUCUGUAUCUGUUUGCAUUUCAAUCGUCGUGGACUUGUUAGCUGAGAACUCAAGGUGCAAAAGGGGCGCGGAUUGGGAAAAUGGGGCGGUUGCAAGGAUGGACGUCUUUGAUCCUGCUGGCUGCCUUGUUCGCAGUUACCUAUGCCGCAGAUGAGGCAAAUCCUCUUGGCACAGUCAUUGGCAUAGAUCUGGGGACGACUUAUUCCUGUGUGGGGGUCUACAAGAACGGUCAUGUGGAGAUUAUCGCAAAUGACCAGGGGAGCAGAAUCACACCGUCUUGGGUCGCCUUCACUGACACAGAAAGACUGAUCGGCGAGGCAGCAAAGAACCAGGCAGCUCAGAACCACGAAAGGACAGUCUUUGAUGUGAAGAGGCUGAUUGGAAGAAAAUUCUCUGACAAGGAUGUCCAGAGGGAUCUCAAGCUUCUUCCAUACAAGAUCAUCAACAAAGAAAGCAAGCCCAACAUUGAGGUCAAGCUGAAGGAUGGUGAGGUCAAGGUCUUCUCACCAGAGGAGAUUAGCGCCAUGAUCCUUAUCAAAAUGAAGGAGACGGCAGAGGCAUACCUUGGAAAAAAGAUCAAGGAUGCCGUGGUGACCGUGCCAGCGUACUUCAACGACGCGCAGCGCCAGGCUACCAAGGAUGCCGGUGUCAUCGCUGGUUUGAACGUAGCUCGCAUUAUCAACGAGCCAACGGCGGCCGCUAUCGCUUACGGUCUCGACAAGAAGCAGGGAGAGAAGAACAUUCUGGUCUUUGACCUGGGUGGUGGAACAUUUGAUGUCAGCAUCCUCACCAUCGAUGGCGGCGUGUUUGAGGUCGUGUCUACAAACGGUGACACACAUCUGGGAGGUGAGGACUUUGACCAGAGGAUCAUGGAGUACUUCAUCAAGCUCAUCAAGAAGAAGUACAACAAGGACAUCAGCAAAGACAACAGGGCCCUGGGCAAGCUCCGCAGGGAGGCAGAAAGGGCUAAGCGUGCUUUGUCCAACCAACAUCAGGUCCGUGUCGAGAUUGAGUCUCUGUUCGAUGGCACCGACCUCUCCGAGCCCCUGACUCGUGCCCGUUUUGAGGAGCUGAACAACGACCUGUUCAAGAAGACCAUGGGCCCCGUCAAGAAGGCGAUGGAUGAUGCCGGCUUCAAGAAGACCGACAUUGACGAGAUUGUCCUGGUCGGUGGCAGCACCCGUAUCCCCAAGGUGCAGCAGCUGAUCAAGGAGUUCUUUGACGGCAAGGAGCCCAACAAGGGGAUUAACCCCGACGAAGCUGUGGCGUACGGUGCGGCGGUUCAGGGCGGGAUCCUCAGCGGAGAGGGAGGCGAGGAGACCAAAGACCUGCUCCUCCUGGAUGUGGCGCCCCUCACCCUGGGGAUUGAGACCGUCGGCGGGGUCAUGACCAAGCUGAUCCCCAGGAACACCGUCAUCCCCACCAAGAAGUCCCAGGUGUUCACCACCUACCAGGACCAACAGACCACUGUGUCCAUCCAGGUCUUCGAGGGUGAGAGGAGUCUCACGAAGGAUUGUCACGAGCUUGGGAAGUUCGACCUCUCUGGGAUCCCUCCAGCACCGCGUGGUGUGCCCCAGAUUGAGGUCACGUUCGAGGUCGACGCCAACGGCAUCCUGAGCGUGUCGGCUGAGGACAAGGGUACCGGCAAGGCGGAGAAGAUCACCAUCACCAACGACAAGGGCCGCCUCAGCCAGGAGGACAUCGAGCGCAUGGUGGCGGAGGCAGAGGAGUUCGCAGAGGAGGACAAGAAGAUCAAGGAGCGGAUAGACGCGCGCAACCACCUGGAGACGUACGUCUACAACAUGAAGAACACCAUCAACGACUCGGACAAGCUGGGGGACAAGAUCUCGGAGGACGACAAGGAGAGCAUUGAGGCGGCGAUCAAGGACACGCUGGAGUGGAUGGACGACAACCAGUCGGCCGACAAGGAGGAGUACGAGGAGAAGCUCAAGGAGGUCGAGGGCGUGUGUAACCCAAUCAUCUCGAAAUUGUAUCAAGCAGCCGGCCCGGGGGCUGGCGGCGCUGACGAGGACGAAGAUGUCGAGCACGACGAGCUCUAAGAAGCGCGUCUCUUUUUUUGGCAAUGUUUCAGUGUUUGUUCGCUUAGGCCGGCUCGAAAACUUUGGUCCUGAUCUUGUCGAGCUAAGUAGUGUCUAUUUAGAAGGACAAAGUGACACUGCGAGCUGUUCCGGCUUUUUAUUCAAACUUUCUGCAUGCACGUAUGUCUCGCUUCGUCAUCUUCUUUGCAAUGGGGUUGGCAGAAUCAGAUCUCAAUAGAUCUUGAUAGUCGUCAUUUAUUUUCAACAUGGCUUCACUGGUGAUCUGAUCAUGAUCAAAUCCCCCUGCUGCACCUUG